Messenger RNA from Athalia rosae (coleseed sawfly), 3517 nucleotides. It is a transcript of the gene nan, whose product is annotated as transient receptor potential cation channel subfamily V member 5. The transcript has 15 exons. Gene Ontology annotation, molecular function: protein binding; calcium channel activity. NCBI's taxonomy places the organism in Eukaryota, Metazoa, Arthropoda, Insecta, Hymenoptera, Athaliidae. The record is from RefSeq and is a predicted model, not a curated record. Bases 484 to 3237 code for a protein of 917 amino acids. Gene Ontology annotation, biological process: calcium ion import across plasma membrane. Gene Ontology annotation, cellular component: membrane.
AUAAUCCUUGUCUUGGUCUUGCGCGAGAAGUCACAAGAUACUAAAAAAAAAAAGAAGGAAAAUCGAUCUACUUCUUAAAAACAAUCUUGAGUGAGCUGAUAACCAUCGAUGAGUCGAAUAAAAUUACACCAAAUGAGAGAUAUCAAUAUUCAGUGGGUUCCAUUCAUGAAUUCUUGAAUAACUUACAAUUAGUAUGCGCUGACAAUUGAUGCGCUGCGGAAUUGAACAACCGCUUAUUGCUCGAUAAUCGUGUUCAAAACCAUGAACUGACCACUAAACGAUUAUUUAAAAUUAGUCAGGACUUAGCGUAGCGUUAAGUCUGGGUAUAAUCGAUAGCCAAGCUUUGCCAUGACAACGAAUAUUGUUAGGACGGUGAUGUCAGUUUCAUAAAACUGCAAUCCACUCUUUGGGGCACUCCACAAUUGACAGUUUCACUCACACAUCGAAAAAAAAUCAAUAAAUAAUCCAACAAAAUAAGAAACAAUGGGCAACACCGAGAGCAACGUGACAAGUGGUGUAAAAAAACAGACGGAUACAUCGUCGAUCUUGUUAUAUAAGUUGGUCGAUCUUAAAGGCGGAGGCCUCCUGGUCGACAUGAUGAAAAGGGCAGCUCAGACGAAGCAAUUCGCAGAGCUGGACCACGCGAUGAGAACAAAAGUUGAACCUUUUUUGUACAACAAGGGUAAAGGAAAAUGGAUACCGAUAAGUAAAUUGGUACUUUUACGCAACAAGGAAAGAGGAAGGCAUAAAAUGCUACCCCCACUGAAAGCCAUGGAAAACCCCGGAGAGUAUGAUAUCGACAAGGAUCUUGGCGAGGAAGACGUCGACGAGGAUAAAAUAGACAAGAGCAAGUACAGAGAAGUUUGCUGGUGUCUCAGCGAGAGGGGAGCGGUUGGCGAGACAAUUUUACACUUGUGCAUGUUGAACGCGACGGCAAUUCACGCUGAUUUAGCAAAACGUCUUUUGCGAUUCUAUCCGAAGUUGAUCAACGACAUUUACAUCAGCGACGAGUACUACGGAGAGAAUGUACUCCACAUUGCGAUCGUCAACGAAGACCCGUCGAUGGUUAAAUUUCUGCUGGACAGCGGAGCUGACGUCCAUGAAAGGUGUUUUGGGAACUUCAUGUGUCCGGAAGAUCAAAAAGCUUCGAGAGCCGACAGUAUGGAUCACGAGUGGGUCAGCGUUACACCAGAAACCAACUAUGACGGUUACGUUUACUGGGGGGAAUAUCCGCUGAGCUUCGCGGCUUGUCUGGGACAGGAGGAGUGUUACAGGCUGAUGCUGGCCAGGGGUGCCGAUCCCGACAAACAAGACACCAACGGAAACACGGUCUUACACAUGUUGGUUAUUUAUCAGAAGCUACAGACUUUCGACAUGGCCUACGAAGUGGGGGCUUCUCUAGCCCUCAGGAACGUUCAAUGUUUGACUCCUUUAACGUUAGCAGCGAAAUUAGCGCGAAUCGAGAUGUUCUUUCACAUUUUGAACAUCGAGAGGGAGAUAUAUUGGCAAAUAGGGAGCAUCACUUGCGCCGCUUAUCCCCUCAUGCUCAUCGAUACCAUCGACAUUGCCACGGGUAAAAUCAGCAACAAUUCUGCGUUGAAUUUGGUUGUGUUUGGCGACAAAGACGAACACUUGGAACUGAUGGAUGGCGUUUUGGUGGAUCUUUUAAAUGCAAAGUGGAACACGUUUGUCAAAUCAAGGUUCUAUCGACAGUAUUUUUUGUUUUGUUUCUACUUUCUGAUCUCAUUGGUCAGUUUCACGCUCAGACCAGGUCCGUCGAUGAGCAAAACGUCGCCAACAACUGCACCGGGGAAUUCUUCAACGCCGACGCAGAAUCACGUUACAACAGCAUCUACAAUUUCAGAUAUUUCGAUGCAGGCUAAAAAUUUAACGGCGACUUUGACCUCCGGCAUACUAUCCACGCUCAAUAUCUCAGCCGGCUUACUGGAGAGGUUCAGUUCUCAAAUUGCAUCGAAUAUUACGUCAGCAUUAGAGGAGAUAAUUCUGAUGUCCUCGACAGCCGAGGCGAUAAUAACUGAGAUCAACGGUCGCAAUAACACUGCGGAAGAGAAUUCUACAACUGUAACGGAAAAUGUCACGGCUGCAUUGAACCAUCUAACUCCAACUGCGAGCCGUUCCUUUGAGAAUGCAACUAAUUUAUUAGCAGCUCUCAAUUUGACGAGCCUCAAAUCGAAUAGCGAAGAUGACGAUGACUGGUGGGAUGACCUAACGGAAGAAUGCAGAUUGAUGCAGAUGACGUCAGCGACUGCAAAGAUCCGUCUGAGUGCCGAAGUUCUGAUGGAGAUCGGAGCGAUUCUUUACAUCGCGGCGGCUCUGAGAGAAGCAAGAUUUCUCGGUCUCAAUAUGUUUAUAGAGAACCUGAUGACUGCACCAUCCAGAGUGAUGUUCCUAUUUUCGUGCUGCAUUUUACUCUCGUUCCCAAUUUUAAGAUUGGCCUGCGCCGACGAGGUGGAAGACAUGCUCGCCGUUGUCGUCAUGCUAACCUUGGCACCAUACUUUUUAUUUUUUUGCAGAGGUUUCAAGACGGUCGGCCCUUUCGUUGUAAUGAUUUACAGAAUGAUCAUGGGAGAUCUUCUCAGAUUCGUUUCCAUAUACUUGGUCUUCGUAAUGGGAUUCUCGCAAGCUUAUUACAUCAUUUUCCUGUCAUUCGACAAUCCAAACACACCAGAAGGGGUCGAUGACUCCGUAAGUAACCCCAUGCCUUCGCCGAUGGAAAGUAUUAUGGCAAUGUUUUUGAUGAGUGUGACAAAUUUUGGCGACUACUAUGGCGCCUUCGAAAGAACCGAUCACGAAUUGGAAGCUAAGUGUCUAUUCGUUGUAUACAUGGCAAUCGUGGCCAUUUUAUUAGUCAAUAUGCUGAUCGCCAUGAUGGGCAACACCUACCAAAAAAUUGCGGAGACAAGAAACGAAUGGCAAAGGCAGUGGGCCAGGAUAGUCUUGGUGGUAGAAAGAGGUGUCAGUCCAGCGGAAAGAUUGAAAAAAUUGAUGGACUAUUCCCAGCCAAUGUCGGAUGGACGAAGAGCUCUUGUACUGCGAUUGAAUCAGACCGAGGAGGACAAGGAAGAAAUGAAGGAAAUAUUGGAGAUGAAACGCGUCCAUGACAGACUGGUGAAAAAGCGUAAGGAUAAACUUCAGAUGGAAAGAAUGAAAAAAUCUUCUGUUCGUGGAAACUCUGUGCUAGGUAAAGACGCGCAAAUAUCUGAAAGUAUCGCAUGAGUGAGUCAACUUGCCGGUUGCGCGACAACUGAUUCAAUUACUCAAACUUACUGUGCAGUAAGUAACGAAUACUGGAAACCACGAUAACACAUCCUGCCAUUGUUCGAUAAUUUUCGAUAAUUCUUUAUGAAAUGAUCCAAAAUAUCAAGCAAAAACCAACUUGUUAACUUUUAUAUUUGACAUCAGAAAAUUUCAACGGAAACACUACUACGAUUUACGAUUUACAUUUAACAGACCAUUAGCAUAACUCAUCAAAAUAUUUUUCCCCAUAUAUGUACUA